AUGAAAGGCAUGUUGACGAAGGAUCAGAGAUUGGUGUAUUCGGGCAGACUGCUUCCCGAUCAUCUGCAGCUGAAAGACAUUCUCAGAAAACAAGAUGAGUAUCAUAUGGUCCAUCUAGUGUGUACUUCCCGGACUCCUCCCAGCUCUCCAAAGUCCAGCAGCAGUAGAGAAGGUCGCAAAGCGUUGGCAUCCAGCAGCAGUUCUAGUUCAGAUCAGUCAGGAUCAAGAACUCCAUCAUCCAGUCAAGAAACCUUGCCGUUAGCUGUCAGUUCUUCCUCAGAAGGACUGAGGCAGCGUUCCCUUCCCCAAGCACAGACCGACCCCGCACAGAGUCAUCAGUUCCCAUACGUAAUGCAAGGAAAUGUAGACAACCAGCUUCCCGGACAAGCUGUUCCAGCCGGAUUCCCAGUGUACCCCGCGUUCAGCCCAUUGCAGGUGCUGUGGUGGCAGCAGAUGUAUGCUCAUCAGUAUUAUAUGCAAUAUCAAGCUGCAGUUUCAGCUCAGGCCACAUCAGAUGCCACCCCUGCCCAGCCUGCGCCUUCACAGCCUCUAAAUUUGGCACGUCUUCCUGGAGAAGAACCUCCACCAGCUCCCAACUUAGUGGCCCGAGAAAAUCGACCCAUGAAUGAGAAUGUUCAGAUGAAUGCCCAGGGAGGCCCGGUGCUAAACGAAGAAGACUUCAAUCGAGACUGGCUAGACUGGAUGUAUACGUUCUCACGAGCCGCCAUCCUCCUCAGCAUUGUGUACUUCUAUUCCUCUUUCAGUCGCUUUGUCAUGGUCAUGGGAGCCAUGCUACUGGUUUAUUUACACCAAGCUGGAUGGUUUCCUUUUAGGCAAGAAGGAGGUCAGCAGCAGGCUCCCAACAAUAAUGCUGAAGUUAAUCAUGGGCAGAAUGCAGACAACCUAGAACUUGAAGAAAUGGAGCGUCUCAUGGAUGAUGGGCUUGAAGAUGAGCAUGGAGAAGAGGCGGGUGAAGACGGCAGUGCACUCCACAGGCCUGGACUCAUGGCGUCCGCUUGGGCUUUCAUCACCAGCUUCUUCACUUCACUCAUACCAGAGGGGCCUCCCCAGGUCGCCAAUUAGAUCUGAAAACUCUGCCAGCUGCAAAGGAAGGUCUGGCUUUAGGAACGUGACUUAAAUAACAGUGCAAUUUCAAAAAAAUUUAUUACUUCCUUUUCAUCAUCAUGUACAGAGGUGUUUUUUUCUUUAAGCUUCUCAUGCAUAUGAAUAGUUUAAGCACAAAUGAACUACUAAAUGUGUGAUUAAAAAAAGAAAUCCUAACAAAACAUAGCGCAACAACAUUGAUCUUCCAGGUUUUAUUAAUUUCAAUUAUGUGUAUUAAAUCAAGACAGGCCUAUAUGUGCAUCUUAUUUCUUUAAAGAGCUGCUUCACAUACAAGUGUUAAAAUAGCCCAGCCCCAGUGUAAUUUGAAUAUCUAUUUUCUGUGAGUUACCCUAAAAGUUUUAAACAGAAUGACCUCAUAGUUUCUAAAAAGAUUAUUAUUUACCUAAAAUGUGCUAGUAGCAUCUUGCCCAGCCAUAAAGCAAUAAACUUCUCAAUGAUCUUAAUUUUGACAUUUGAAUAAAUAAUGGAAACUUUUCUAUUUUAAGGGUAAGUGUCCCAUCAAUUGGAAUUAGUACCUUAGGAAAAAAAAAGGCAGCUCUUCAAUGGAGUUAAUAGUGAUAAAAAAUGUUUGAUAUAAGCAGUACUUUUAUAAAAUAAGAUAUGCUGGAAAUCAUUCCCUGUAAUUUUUUAAAAUAAAAGGUCAACUAUGUUAAA
Myotis lucifugus (little brown bat) is the source of this 1779-nucleotide messenger RNA. It is a transcript of the gene HERPUD2, whose product is annotated as HERPUD family member 2. The record is from RefSeq and is a predicted model, not a curated record. NCBI's taxonomy places the organism in Eukaryota, Metazoa, Chordata, Mammalia, Chiroptera, Vespertilionidae. Bases 1 to 1083 code for a protein of 360 amino acids. The transcript has 8 exons. Gene Ontology annotation, biological process: endoplasmic reticulum unfolded protein response.